Messenger RNA from Salvia splendens (bonfire salvia), 1036 nucleotides. RefSeq lists its product as uncharacterized. Lineage: Eukaryota; Viridiplantae; Streptophyta; Magnoliopsida; Lamiales; Lamiaceae. Bases 289 to 894 code for a protein of 201 amino acids. The record is from RefSeq and is a predicted model, not a curated record. The transcript has 8 exons.
CCUUUUAUAUCUCAUUGUGUGCUGUCACGAUUGAUUACUUCGUCGUUGUUUAGCUUCUGCUCAAACCCUAAUUCAGCUUUUCUCCACAAUUUACUUCAUCAGUGUGUUCUACUAAUCCACGACCAUAUUUGGAAUCGCACGAUUCUGGUUAAUUUAUUGAUGCAAAGAUGCAAGCUUAGUAUCGGAUUGCGAUAUCGUUUUAUGAUGCGGAAUUAGGUCUUUCAGAGUUCAGACCGUUUGCCGAUUGUGAUAUUAUGAAUCUUCGAACAUAGAAAUUAAAAAAUAGAAAUGGCAGCUAAGCCCCUAACUAGUGAGGCAAUCGCUCUUACAGAGAAGAAAGUGGAUAUGUCUUUGGAUGACAUCAUCAAAAUGUCGAAGACUCGUGGUAUGAAGCCGAACAAACAAAGAGUCUCUAAUAAGGGUCAGAAAUCAUUCAACAAUGCUUCCCAAGAUAAAGGUUUGAAAGUCAAAAGGUUUAUGGACACAAGAACUUCCCUCAGACAGGGUGCUCUUGCUAAAAGGAGGUCAAACUUUCAAGGAAAUCAGUUCCCUUUGGCAACUGAGGCUGCUAAAAAGGCUUCUGUUGCUCCUAUUCGCAAUAAAGCUUCUAAUCGGUUUAGGCCAUUGAAUGUUAAUAAAUCAAGGGCAGCGGCCUCAACUUUCCAGAAGAACGCUGUAGCAAGAGUUGGCUUUGUUGUGAAGAAACCACUACAACAAUCCGCACAGCAAGCCUCUCUAGGCACCAAACAGAAGCCUCGGACCUUGGACGCGCUAUUUGGUAACAUGAAACAAGAAAGAAUGAGGGUCUUGUCACAACAGGAUAACGAGUCAAGAAGAAACGGAAGGAGCCAGCACGGAGUGCCGUGGGCGAGAGGAUAUAACCAAAACUUGUAGCUCCUCCGGUUUAGAUUGCUUUUGAGAAGUGUAGUUAGCUUUGCAUGUUGUUGUCCCUGUCAAGCUAAACGCUCUUACUCGUUGACUGGGAUAGCUAUAUAAAACUAUAAAUAUACUAAAGCAGAGCAGUCUUCUCCAAAAA